GCGGGGAGCGGGAUCCAGGGAGCCGGGAGCCGGAGCCGGAGCCAGGAUGGGGGCGCCCGGGGAGCCCGGGCCGGCGGGCUGGGACCGCUGCAGGGUGGGCGCCCGGCUGCGCGCGGCGCUGGCAGGGCUGCGGGAGCUGCAGGGGCUGCGGGAGCGGCAGGAGGCGUUGGUGCGGGGCGCCCUGGCCGAGGGCCCCCUGCCCGCCCCCGGGCCCCCCGCCGCCCCCCGCGGGCCCCGCGGACAGGAGCAGCUGGAGGCGGCGCUGGCGGCGCUGCAGGAGCAGCUGCUCCGGCUGCGACGCCAGGACCUCGGCCUGAAAGCCCACCUGGACCAGCUGGACCAGCGGAUCAGCGAGCUGCAGCUCGACGUGCACAGGACGACCCCCGAGGGCCCCGAUGGCGACAGCCGGCCCAGCUCAGGCUUCUACGAGAUGAGCGAGGGCGGCUCCGGCUCCCUGUCUGCCUCCUGCACGUCCGUGUGCAGUGACCGCCCGUCCUGCUCCCUCGGCGCCCUGCCGCCCCGCACCCCCUCGGCCAGCGCCAGCCGGCCCCGGUCCGCCGACGAGACCACCCUGUGCGGGGCACCCCUGUCUGUGCGGGGGCUUCCGGCCCCUGAGGACGGGGCGGGCCCCUCCCGGCCCAGGCCCGUGUCCACAGGUGGCCUCGAGCGGGUCCUCCGGGCUGCGGCGGGGCCCCCGGCGGCCGGCAGCACCGCGUCCUCAGUGCUGCUCCGCCGCGGGCUGGGCCCCCUGCCCCCCCUGCUGGACCCCAAGUACCAGCGCGACCUGGUGUCCAAGGGGGGCGGGGAGGUGUACCUGUACCCCAGCCCCCUGCACGCCGUGGCUCUGCAGAGCCCCCUCUUCGCUCUGCCCACGGGGCCCCCGCAGCGGGACCGCCCCCCGCCUGCCCCAAGCCAGGCCCUUCCCGGCCCCUCGGCGCCAUGUCCCGCCUGGACGGGGCCGGCCCCCGAGCCCGGGGCGGCCCGAGCCUACAUAGACAAGCUGCUUGGAAGCCGUGUGGGGGAGCAGGGAGCCCCGUCCUGGAGACCCGAGACGGGGUGUCGCCCAGAGGGGCUGGCCUGCGCCCCCAGAAGAGCCGAUGUGGGAGGGAGGGCUCUGAGGGGGAGCACAGGUGGGGACAGCCUCGAGCAGCAGGGACCUGCGCCCCUGGGGAGCCCCCCGCCCCCCAGCAGCCUUCCGGAGGGGGGACAGAGACCUCCCCGAAGCUGCGUCUGUGCGGGCACCAUCCCGGGCUCCCCUCAGCUAGGGGGUGUACCCCGAGCCCAGCAGGCGGCUCCCACCGGCCGGGAGGGCCCCGCCAGGCUGCCCGCCAGGCCGGGCCGGGGGCCCCGGCUGCACCCCCCCUCUGUCGCCAGCAGCGCUGCCCCAACGGGGCCGCACAUGGGCCAGAGCCCCGGCCUGCCCACCACGAAGGCGGUGAAGAUGGGGAGGGCGGCCAGCAGCAAGGCGCCCAGGCCAGGGAGGCAGCCGCCCCCCGGGGGCGCCCUCCUGGCCCCCCAGCCGCCCCCCGCGUGGGGCGCUGGACUGAGGAGGAGGCCCCCCCAGGCCCGGGAGGCUCCCGGCCGCUCCUGCUCCGAGUGCAGCCUCUUCCCGGUGUCCCUCCUCGUCCCCGUGCCGGCGGCCGUCCGGGGAGGCCUCGGGGCGCCCGCCCAGGCCCCGGCCCCCCGGGAGGCGGCCCGGCACAGGCAGCGCAGGUGGCGGUCGUCCCUGGAGCUCUCGGCCCGCGCCCGCCUGCCCGGUGCCCAUGGCGGCGUCCGGGACACGGGGAGCCGGCCACAGCCCCCGGGCACCCCCGGCUCCCAGCCGCCCCCGUCCCCGGUGCCCCGGCUCUGCCGCAUCAAGGCCUCCAAGGCCCUGAAGAAGAAGAUCUGCCGGUUCCAGCCCACCACGCUGAAGGUCAUGACCCUGGUGUGAGGCCCGCUGAAGGUCAUGGCCCCGGGUGAGGCCCGCUGAAGGUCAUGGCCCCGGGUGAGGCCCGCUGAAGGUCAUGGCCCCGGGUGAGGCCCGCUGAAGGUCAUGGCCCCGGGUGAGGCCCAGCACCUGUGUUCCAGAAGCCAUCCCAAGGGAGGAGCGAGGAGGGGAGGGGGUGGCGGGCUCAGGGCCUCCCGGGCCGAGGACAAAGUCCAGCUGUCCGCCUGUUUACUACGCGGCUGUGGGUUCUCCGUGUUGUUGCCGAUCUGUGGUCUGAGGUUCCGCUUGUUAGAGUCACCGUCGUCCCAGGAGCUGAGGGAGGAGCAGGUGCCCGGCUGGCCAGGGCCAGGGCCCUCCCCGCCCGUCAGACGUCCAUGG
Pipistrellus kuhlii (Kuhl's pipistrelle) is the source of this 2308-nucleotide messenger RNA. RefSeq names its product dishevelled binding antagonist of beta catenin 2 (gene DACT2). Gene Ontology annotation, biological process: negative regulation of nodal signaling pathway. Gene Ontology annotation, cellular component: cytoplasm. The transcript is spliced from 4 exons. The record is from RefSeq and is a predicted model, not a curated record. The coding region runs from base 47 to 1933 and encodes 628 amino acids. NCBI's taxonomy places the organism in Eukaryota, Metazoa, Chordata, Mammalia, Chiroptera, Vespertilionidae.